Messenger RNA from Anopheles maculipalpis, 2861 nucleotides. RefSeq lists its product as uncharacterized. Bases 42 to 2861 code for a protein of 939 amino acids. Gene Ontology annotation, molecular function: lamin binding; actin filament binding. Gene Ontology annotation, biological process: nuclear migration along microtubule. Gene Ontology annotation, cellular component: nuclear membrane. The transcript is spliced from 3 exons. The record is from RefSeq and is a predicted model, not a curated record. NCBI's taxonomy places the organism in Eukaryota, Metazoa, Arthropoda, Insecta, Diptera, Culicidae.
AAAGCAAAGAAAACGCGGGCCACCCCACGGACGGAAAGAAAAUGGGCGCGAACUUGCUGGAGCUGGUUGGUACGAUCGUGGUGCCGGUGGUUGUGAUCUGCUUCGUUUGUAUCGUUACGUUCGUGAAUCUGUACUUAAACAUUAGGAGACGCUUCCCGGCGAAAGUUAAUUGCUGGUUUUGUAAUCAUGACACGCGCGUACCCUAUGACCAGUCCAAUGCGUUCGUUUGUCCGGCGUGCAAGCAGUACAAUGGGUUUACUGCCGAUGGAGACUACAAUCGGGAAAUACCGGAACAGUAUCAGCAGCGGUUAAACAACUAUUACUACCAUCAUCCAUCGAACGUUACGGAUGACGAUAAGUGGGACAGUUCUACGAUACGAUCGUCAGGUAGCAAUGGGCGUGUGGCAAUCACCAGCAACGGGCUGUGUUUCGGGUGCAAUCGCAAUCAGGAGUUGAAAAUACAUCAGUUAGCAUCGUUUGUGCCGGAAGAUGAGGAUAAUUACGAGAUGGAAGUAGAGGAGUAUCGCAAACAGCUCGAACAAGCGUACAAACUGUGCGGAAGAUGCGAACGCGUGCUGAAGCGCACGCUGAACGAUGUGAAACGGAACAUACUCGGCUCGAAGCUGGCACAGAUCGGCAGUAAAAGUAUGGACGUACUCGAUAUGCACAUACGGGCGUCCAGCAAGCAGCAAGCUCAUCUGAAGCGAAUGCGUUGGGCAAAGGUGUGCAUCUGGGCCAUUACCGCGCUGCUGCUAGUGAAGCUACAGCAAGACUUUGUCGAUUCACAGUGGACCACAGCCGAUCUGAUGUUGCUGUGUCCAGCACCGUUACUUUCCGGCAUCACUAUAGUACUAUCGUACGCCCUUGCCAUGCGCGAGCUGUUUUACCAACAGUUUGAUAAGCUACUUUCCGAACCGAGCGUGCAGCAAACGACGGAUCGUAUUGAAGCGAUUGGGUAUGAACUAUUUCUCCAGUACGUUCCGGCAUCGGUAGUACAGACAUCCGCCCAAUACUAUGAAACCAUAUCGGCCCAAGUGCCAAACGAAAGCAACUCUUCAUUACUACUGAAUGUAGCCAUUGUAGCGCUGGCCGCAUUGCUUGCUUCCCUCGGCAACCAACGGACCAUUAUUAAGCAAUCGCUCAUCGUGACACUUUGUCUGGUGGAUUGUGGGCUAAAGUACGCUCAAGUACAGGAUGCAUCGUUAGCAGCGCUGAUGCUUACCUCCGGAGCACUCGUCCUAUCGCUCAGCAGCAUCGGACAGCGGCUUAUUAAAAGCGACGUACCGGCUGGUAAUCUUAAUUCUAGCUUUCACAAAAUCUACUCCCAGCAAUGCAAGGAAAGCGACUAUUCGGAUGUGGACGUUGGUAACGAGGACGAGCCGGUACGGACGAAAUCGAUUCGAACGGAACAAUCUGCGUUCGGAGGCAGCAACAAAAGUCCACCCGUUUGCCGUCGUCCUGUGACACGUGAUCAGUGUUGCGAUGUGAGCGGAAAAUCACUCGAUACGACAAAAUCGGGCAGUCCUUCUACCUUUUCACUAUCGCCAACGAAUCCAUUUCUGAUGGGCGAUGAUUCCCCGCCGAUGGGAUUUAACAAAAUUAGUGGCUCUUUGUUUAACGUCGCUGCUAGUAGUAUUAAUGAUCGGUCCAGCGAUGGAAUCAUCGAAAAAAGAUCAUUAUUUAAUGGCAAACAAUACAUCACACCGAACGCUUCGGCCCAAUCACUACUAAAAACCCCUUCCUUCUCGGUGGACAACUUUCAAACAGUAACGCACGGAUUGGCAAACCACCGACGGCAGAACCCACGUCGAUCUGGACCAGCCGCUGCAACGGGUUCCGGCAGUCAGCGUCAUUUGAACCAAUUUUGCUACUCAAUGAGCACAAUCAAUCAGGAGACGGAAGAUGACGGCCGGUCAUUUCGUGAGGAAGACGACUUAGUUCCACCACUAAUCGAGGAUGAUAUCGAUCGGCUCUCGAUCAGUGGACGCGUUUCGUUAAACGCAUCCUCCGGCAGUAUGCUCCGUGGUUCUCGCAUGUCACUUGCCGGUAGCGGGAGCGUAAAUCCAUUUGCGAAAAAAUCCCACCCAGAACCGGAGUACGAUGAGCUGGUGGGAAUACGUCCCGCCCGCAUCUUCCGAGCACCGGAACCAUCGUCCAAAGGCUUCGCAAAAGACAUACUGUGGACGGGUGGCGGUCAGCUAACGCACAUGUCCCGCACUUCCUCACAAAGCUCCGGCUUCGAAUCGCAAACCGGAACCACACGCCGUAACACACCGACAGAGGUGGACAUUAUCGGUGGAGAAGGUUCGCAACACAUGCACGCUUCGAUGGUACGAAGCGAACAACCCUCACCGGUCCCAUCGUCCGCCUCAGUGUUCGAGUGGAACAGAGCCGCCACCAGUACCUCGCAACGGCGCUCACUAUUUAGCGAGCAAAACCUUUUCAACAGUGCCCUGCAACAGCAACAAGCGAUUCCCCUGGACAGCGGUAAAACUGCAAAAUCGCCCACCUUUACGACGGAAGGAUCGGGCUUGUUUUUCCCCAAGCUGGGCCGCACCUCGACCACCAACAGCAAUGGUGGAUCCAUUUUCUCAACCAACGGGUCAACUCUUACAACAGCACGACACAUUUUCCCACCCCAACAGUCACAGACACCGUCGUACUAUCAUCAUCAAUUUAACAGCCAUAUUCCUGCCGUAGGGAGCAACACUGCCAGCAAAGCACCGUCAACGGCAUCACUAGCCGGGACUAGCUUCUAUACCUCAGCAAACAACAAACCUACUGCCAGCGGCCGAACCAGUCUGCUGAACGUUAGCAAAUUUACAAACGAACUUAGCAACGGAACACUGCCCACUGCCUAA